Messenger RNA from Oryzias melastigma (Indian medaka), 1643 nucleotides. RefSeq names its product guanylate kinase 1a (gene guk1a). The transcript has 7 exons. Gene Ontology annotation, cellular component: cytosol. Lineage: Eukaryota; Metazoa; Chordata; Actinopteri; Beloniformes; Adrianichthyidae. Gene Ontology annotation, molecular function: GMP kinase activity. Gene Ontology annotation, biological process: purine nucleotide metabolic process. The record is from RefSeq and is a predicted model, not a curated record. The coding region runs from base 353 to 988 and encodes 211 amino acids.
CCAAAUAACGCGGUAAAGAGAGCAGAGCCUUAAAGCUAAACUCUCGCGUAGCUUACGGUUGCAAACACGCCGAAACUAAAUAUUUAUUUAUUCAAUUAAACAUAAAUGUCUUCAAAAAAUACAAAUACGACAUCUGCAAGUAAUAAAAUAGAAACAAUACAACGUUUUUCUCCACUAACGAGCAAUUCCUGCUUGUUUUGUGUAUUUGAUUUGGUCGCGUCCGGCGGCGCGCGCGGACGUAACGUGUUUGGGUACGUACUGAUGACGUCAGCGUCUCGCGGUGAGGAGAAGGGCGGCGGAGGCAGAAAAUGCUCCGAGAACCGUCUCCGGAAUCAGACAAACCUGCCUCCCGAUGUACAUGAGACAUUUUAUCAGACUGUUUUCAGCGAUGGCUGGACCCAGGCCCGUGGUGUUCAGUGGCCCGUCGGGGGCGGGAAAGAGCACCCUGCUGAAGAAACUCAUGAGCGAAUACGACAGCGUGUUUGGCUUCAGCGUGUCCCAUACGACCAGAAAGCCUCGACCUGGAGAGCAGAACGGCAUCGAUUACCACUUCGUUUCCCGCGAGGAGAUGCAGGCCGGCAUCAACAACGGAGACUUCAUUGAGAACGCCGAGUUCUCCGGGAACCUGUACGGAACCAGUAAAGCCGCCGUGCAGGCCGUCCAGGCCAAGAACCUCAUCUGCAUUCUGGACAUCGACAUGCAGGGCGUGAAGAACAUCAAGCAGACCGACCUCAACCCCAUGUACAUCUCCAUCCAGCCUCCGUCUUUGGAAGUCCUGGAGGAACGUCUAAGAGGCAGAAAGACGGAGUCAGAGGAGAGCGUCCAGAAGCGUUUACGUGCAGCCAAAGUAGACAUGGAGUUUAGUAAAGAACCAAAUGUCUUUGAUGUGGUGAUUGUCAACAAUAAUUUGGAGGAGGCUUACGGGAGUCUAAAACAAGCUCUUCAUGAGGAAAUUACGAAGGUGAAGGAAGUCAAAGCCUCUUCAUGAAACGCGGCAUCUUUUUGACAUAUUUGAGUCUUGUCCAGUCACUCCUUUACAUCUUGUUUUUGUACAUUCCUUCAGAUGGUUUGUGAAGCUACAACAACACACCUCUGCCUCCAAAAACACCUUUUACAAUCUCUAGGUUUUACAAUGUUGGAGUAGCUGUUUCCAAAAUAUAGUUUAUUUAGUUGUUUUUACAUUAAUGGAGUUAGUACGCAAAUACGUUUUACUUGAAGUCCAAUUAUUUUAUCAUCAUGUUGACAAAAUGAACAGCAGACAUAAUUUUCUAUAGUAGUUCUGUCAUGGGGAGGAGUUCAGUCCACAACUGUGUCUGUUUCUUUUUUUGAUUGUGUAUCGAUGUAGAAAAGUUAACCUUUUCCUCUUAUUUUAAGAUAUUGAAUCCUUUUAUUUUUUUAUUAAUUUGUUUGUGCUAAAAUAAUGUAACUACAGAGGAAGGUUUGCUUCCCGUCUACGCUUCUGUUGGUGCUUUAAGUGGAAAUAUUUUAAAAGUGUAUAUUUGUACAAAAAUGUUGUGUAUUUUUCUCACUUUACAGCUUCAUCUGUACAGUAAAAAGUCUUUAAGUCUAAGGAUACGGUGACACUUUAUCUUUGUAUACAUCCUGUAAAAUAAAGCACAGAGAAUAUCUUACCUGGAACAAAA